UGAAAAGUGAUGAACCGGAAGUAUAAUGUUCCUUGAUGACUUGAUGCGCGAACUUCAUGUGCAACUUCAACACGCUGGGCACACAUGUUUAAAGAUACUCUUCAAAAUGUUUAAACAGUUAGAAAAGACACCGAGGACCGUGUUAGCAUGUGAAAGAUCACACUUGGAUCAUGAAAAGGCGAGACUCGGCACACACGUAGAACAACACUUCUUUAACCACAAGGUAUCUCUUUUAGUCCCGGGGUGUGACCGGCUCCCUGCUGAGCUCGACUCUGCUUUGAACAGCAUGAGGUCAUUCCUCCUGGUCCGAAACCUGCCUCUAUCCCAGCUGCUGGACAAAGAAUUCCUCGAGAAGGCUGUUUACAAAGGUUCAACGUAUGGUCUAUCUUACCAGACCAGAAUAGAUGAGGACAACUGUUUUGCUCUUCUACCAAAUGGGAAGCUGGUCCUGUCGGUGGACAAAGACACAUACGAGACCCUGGGUCUGGAGGGGAAACCAUCGCAGUACCAGCGCAGGCCAGCCGGGAGAUACGUUGUGAGUGUGGACCUGAAGGAUCGGACCAUGUCCCCAGGUGGUAAGGGUCACCAGCGUGUUCUGAAGGCCCUGACGGAACACAACCCUCUCAGCUGUGACCUCCUGCUGAGUCAGCAUCUCCCAGGUGACGAAAGCCCCGCCCUCCAGAGCCUGCUGUCCAAUCACAAGCUCUCAGAACACAGACCUCGGGUCAGCACCCACGUGAUGACAUCAUUACCAUGCCCCACUCUGGUGACCUCUGACCUCCAGGGGGAGCAGCAGUCAUGUGACCCUCAGAGCUUCCUGGAGUGGCUGGGGGCCGUGGACGCGGGAGUCACGUUUGAGGACGAGAGUGGCGGCUACCUGUCCACCUAUGAGUGUCCCCAGCCCCAGACGGUGGUGGACUCCGCGGUGCGGUGCUCAGUCACCGGACUACUCCUCCCUGAAGACAUCUACCACCUGCUGGACGUCCUCCGGCGCUCUGUGCUAGAACCCAAGCUAGCACCAUGGCUAGCUCUGACGGUGCACGGCUUCCAGGACAGCCCCGUCUCCUGGGGGACCGCCGAGCACGGCUUCCUGAGCGGAGGGGAGAACUUCUACACCCUGGUCCUCUUCCAGAACCUGGACUACUGGAUCUGCAUGGCCACCGGCUCGCAUGACGCCUGUCCGCCCUGACGGUUCCACCCCCAACACUGCAAGGUACUUGAGGAUGGAGUCUGUGCCCUGUGACGACCCCCACACCCUCUUCAGAGCUUCGCACUCCCGCUCGUUGGCUUGCUCCAGUGCACUUCGGUUGGUGCUGCGCAUCAGCGCCUUGGACUCCCGCAGCACCUGGGGGUCAGAUGAAGGGUAUAGCUGAUGAUGAACGCGGACAUGACCUUUAGAACGGGCCACGGUUUACCACCAAGUGUGAUGUUGAUUAGGGACAUCAAAUGUGUCCGCCCAGAUGUACGGUGGAUACAUUGUGGACUUCCAGUUGGUACAGUCCACUGGGAAGGCUGCUCUAGCCAUCAUACAGCUGGGCGGACAUUAACACCUGUGACGUCACAAGUGGUGGUAUACUAGAGGGCCCUUUAAUUCAAACAUUUAUGUUGAUGGUUUAUUUAAAACUUACUGUAUGAUUUGUAAAAAUGUAUAUAUCUUUUUUUUGUAAGUGAACCAUUUUGACCAUUGAGUCGAAUAAAAACAGACAAGUCAAUAAAAA
Molecule: messenger RNA, 1718 nt
Organism: Gadus chalcogrammus (walleye pollock)
Lineage: Eukaryota; Metazoa; Chordata; Actinopteri; Gadiformes; Gadidae
Product: ribonuclease P protein subunit p40-like
Exons: 9
Coding region: 26-1189 (387 amino acids)
Biological process (GO): endonucleolytic cleavage in ITS1 to separate SSU-rRNA from 5.8S rRNA and LSU-rRNA from tricistronic rRNA transcript (SSU-rRNA, 5.8S rRNA, LSU-rRNA); tRNA 5'-leader removal; tRNA 3'-end processing
Cellular component (GO): multimeric ribonuclease P complex; ribonuclease MRP complex
Molecular function (GO): ribonuclease P activity; ribonuclease MRP activity
Source: RefSeq, a predicted model, not a curated record